GAUGCGCUCAGUUACCGGCAGAGUGUUGAACGGAGCAGUCGUUCUUCCGUGCGUCGCGUCGUCGUCCGUCGCUGCUGCUGUUCGUUGCUUGAAGUGUGCAGUGUCUUCAGUGAGGCAAACUUGUUUCUUCAGUUCGGUGGAGAAUCCAGUGCUGUGCAGUGCAUUUUCUUGUACAUCGGAACCCCGAAUAAUUAUCGCCGAUCGCCGCCAGUCAGCGAAGAUAAAACCUCGCAGCAUCACAGCUCGGUGUGUGACAUUAUGCAACCUGCGCGGCUCGAGUGAAGGACGACUGACUGACUGACUGCCUGCCUGACUCUGCCUGCGGGAACAGCAAACAACGUGGUGGCGACGAUCGCUUUCUUCUUUCAUCGUCAUCAUUUAUCGUCGACGGCGAAGACGUCACUGCGGUCACAGCUCAUCGUCAGCGAUCGUCUCGUUUAUCAGCGGUGGUAUUCCCGCACAACACACUACACACCCCCGCAGGCCAGAAGUGAUAUCAUUCGUCGCGGCGAGAUAUCAUCCAUCGUCUUGGCGCCCAAACACGAUCAAGUGAGGAGGAAAAGCCCGCGUACUUUGAUCUAGUCUGACUAGUGCUGCUUGAAAAGCUGUGAUAAAUCUCAGAGGUUACUCUGUUACUGUAGUGCUUUCGUUUAGUGUUUGAGUUUGUCUGAACAACUUUAGUGUGUGAAAAAUGGGUUCAACGGAACGCAGCAAACUGAUUGGAGUCAUCGAUGAGGGAACAGAUAGCGCGCGCUUUGCGAUUGCCGGCAGCGUGUUCUCAACCGGCGAUGUCUACUUUGUACCUGCCUUUACCGGUCUGUACGCGCCGUACUGGAGGAAAGACGCUCGAGGAAUCAUUUGCGGUUUGACGAGCUUCACCACCAAGCAUCACAUCAUUCGGGCCGCACUGGAGGCCGUCUGCUUCCAGACACGUGAUAUCAUCGAAGCAAUGAAAAAAGACUGCGGGAUCAACUUGAACAAACUGCACGCGGACGGUGUCAUGACCAACAACACACUGCUGAUGCAGCUUCAGGCCGACCUGGUCGGGAUACCAGUUUUGAAAACGGAAGUGAGCGAUCCUGCGACACUCGGUACGGCUAUGGCGGCGGCACAGGCCAAGGGAAUCGACCUCUACAACAUGGAACCCGAUAGUCGUGACUACACGCUGCACAUCACCCACGAAACAUUCCUGCCCACGACGACCGAGGAGGAACGUAACGCCCGUUACACCAAGUGGAAAAUGGCCGUCCAGCGCAGUUUGGGCUGGGCCGUUACCAAGAAGAGUGACGCCAUGACAGACGAACGCUACUCCCUCCUGGCGUCCAUCCCGGCCGGUCUCUUCCUGUUGAGUUCGUUCGUGAUGCUGGUAUUCUCGCAGGCCAAACGAAGCUGAGUUGCCUAACCCGGUGGGCAUAAUUGUAGUCUAAUCCGUUGCAAGUUUUAUUCUAAAAGUGCAUAUUACUUACAACGUUUAUUUUAUUCGCCUAGUUUGUUA
This is a messenger RNA of Aedes albopictus (Asian tiger mosquito), 1495 nucleotides long. RefSeq names its product glycerol kinase. Gene Ontology annotation, cellular component: mitochondrion. NCBI's taxonomy places the organism in Eukaryota, Metazoa, Arthropoda, Insecta, Diptera, Culicidae. Gene Ontology annotation, biological process: phosphorylation; glycerol metabolic process; triglyceride metabolic process. The record is from RefSeq and is a predicted model, not a curated record. Gene Ontology annotation, molecular function: glycerol kinase activity.